CAACCAUCCUCCCACCCUAUUGACGCAUCCCCUUCAUGCAGAAAAUCGGAUUGAUUGAUUAGAUUAGAUCGACAAGUGAAAUGUAUCACUUAAGCCUUUUCCUUCAUCUUUCAUCGUAAUAUCUUAAUCAUUUAAUAGGCUAUCGUUAUGGAAGAAACUCCCAAUUCAAAGAUCGACCGUCGCCGUCGAAGACCAGCUCUUUCAUGUGUUAGCUGUAGAAGAUCCAAAAUUCGUUGUGAUCGCAAUUUACCUUGUGGCGCCUGUAUUCGAUCUAAACAUAAGACAUGUGUUUAUGAGCCUCAAGGGCCGCCACUUUCCCGGCAUUCGGAUAUAUCUUCAGGCGGAGUCGGUCCCCAUCACCCGACCGAUGACCCAUCCGGUAUCGAGUCCGACACGACUCUAUCCCCCGUUGUACAACAUGGAGAUGGCCCACAUCCCGAGGAUCAUUCUAAUGCUUCCUUGACCGGUUCGACACCAGUAGACUCAGCAUCUUCUCAUAGUCACGAUCCAUCUUUUGAUGUCAGAUCGUUAUUAGAUCGGAUCAAAGAUCUUGAGCGUCGCUUAGAAGAGUCUACAGAUCAUCGCCCGCGCAACCAGAAUGUCGCACGACCUUCUACCACCAACGCCUCGGAAACGAUGGCUACUUAUCCAAGUUAUCUCGCAGGAGAGUUACACACUAUGAAUAAGAGUGUCAUGUCCAAGACGAGAUACUUGGGUCAAAGUCAUUGGAUGAAUCAAAUCGGAAAUGUAUGCAAUUUGCCUCACAGUUCUUUGCUAUUCAAGUCUGUCCUAGAAGUAUUCGACCAGCAGUAUGGAAAGAAGACCGAACCGAUAAUGUAUAUCACCAAAGCCAAAGCGUUGGCUCGGACUGUAAAGGCCCGACGAACACCUGAACUGGGUUUCAAGUUCGGCACCAACAUACCCCCACGAGAAACUGCAGAUAAACUUGUCGACGCUUACCUGAGAACAUUAGAAACCGUAUUUCGAAUAGUACAUGUCCCUUCGUUCCGAAAGGAGUAUGAGGAUUACUGGUCUUCUCCCGAUUCGGCCGAGCUUCCCUUCAUUAUCCAACUGCAACUCAUCAUGGCCAUUGGCACUGCAAUGUAUGAUGACCUUUUCAGCAUGCGCAAUACAGCUUCCCAAUGGGUCUAUGAGGCACAAUGUUGGCUCAUAUCACCAGUUCCGAAGACGAGGUUGACGCUCGCUGGCUUACAGAAUAUGCUGCUCCUAUGCUUGGCGCGGGAGGCAGCAGCUGUCAACCCUGACUUGGUUUGGAUACCAAUUGGACAAUUAAUGCGCACAGCUAUCUUCAUGGGCCUUCAUAGAGACCCAAAGAAACUCCCAAAGAUGAAUCGUUUCCCUUCCGAAAUGCGCCGCCGUCUGUGGAAUACUAUCCUCGAACUCGCGUUACAAACCAGUGUAGACUCUGGAGGACCACCCCUCAUCUUCCUCGAACAAUACGAUACCGGAGCACCCGCCAAUUGUGACGAUGACCAACUGACGGAUGACAGCGGACCGGCCGUUAAUAACCCACGAGAUAAGUUUACGGAUAUGUCCGUUGCGCUAGCCCUUCGUGGUAGUUUCUCGGCGCGCCUAGCCGUCGCACGCUUGCUCAACGAAAUCAACUCUCAAAAUACAUAUGACGACACCAUUCGACUUCACGGCCAGCUUAGUAACGCGUACAAGUCGUUGUCGCAAUACUUACAGCGAUUCGCAUUUACCGACAGACAGCCAACUUCAUUCCAGCGACGUUUCUUAGACUUCCUAGUUCGUCGAUAUUUCAUGGCAUUACAUCUUCCCUAUUUCGGGCCAGCCAUGACUGAACCAGCUUACGCUUUCUCGAGAAAGACAGUCGUUGAGAUAGCUGCAAAGCUAUAUACGACUGUAUUCCCAUCAGCCGCCUUGAAUCCUAGAUCUCGAAUCCAAGUUGGCGGACUAAGAGUAGCAUCUCCUAUUGAAGGGGAUGACCUCACGCGAAUUGCUACUUGUGGUGCGGGCUUCUUCCGUUCUAUUCUUUCUCAAGUUUCAAUGGCUAUUGGCCUGGAGCUUCAAGUACAAUUACAAGAGGAUGAUAGUCUAGGUCCACCAACUCCUCGAACCGAUCUGCUUAAUAUUUUACGCGAUUCUGCUUCUUGGAUUCUUAGUCGCAUUCAUGUAGGGGAAACUGCUAUCAAAGGCUUCAUGUUUCAUUCAGCAUUGGUCGCACAAGCCGAAGGGUUAGUAAGCGGCCUAAAGGGACCAGACCUUGUUGAAGCUAUGGUCGGUGCUGCUAGUGAAUCCAUACGCGAAGGCUUUGAAAUACUCAAGCAACAAGUCGAGCCGAAGUCGAACGUAGCCAACGACAUAAACGAUGCGCAAACUGGAUUCGAUACUGUGAUGACGAUGGAUGACGACUGGAGUUUCGAUAGCACGAUGCAAAGCGUGCUCUUCGACUUUACUAGUAUCGAGUCCGUACUAGGAAUAGGGUCGGCCUCUGAUAUGGCGACAGCCGACUUUUCACAAUGGUAACAAUGGGGAUGAUCGUCAUCCAUGCAGUGGAUUAUCCCCUUUUACAAAGGCCGUGCUC
Molecule: messenger RNA, 2566 nt
Organism: Hypoxylon trugodes
Lineage: Eukaryota; Fungi; Ascomycota; Sordariomycetes; Xylariales; Hypoxylaceae
Exons: 3
Coding region: 148-2508 (786 amino acids)
Biological process (GO): DNA-templated transcription; regulation of transcription by RNA polymerase II
Cellular component (GO): nucleus
Molecular function (GO): zinc ion binding; RNA polymerase II cis-regulatory region sequence-specific DNA binding; DNA-binding transcription activator activity, RNA polymerase II-specific
Source: RefSeq, a predicted model, not a curated record